AUGGGACGACGAAAGCUGCCUUCGAUACCAACACAACGAGCAGAGAAGGUCAGCAAAACGCUUCCCGUUCCUGUCUACCUCACUUCAAGCUCCCCAGUUGCUGUAUCCUCUACCUUUGAUCGACAAUAUCAUUCUCAGGAUUAUCGUAUCUGUUCACGAGCCACAUCUGGUGCUGCCUCCUUAACUGAAUUGUCAUUACCGUCGUCAUCAUCGAGCUCUCACUGUCGUACCAAAGAUCCUGCCAUACUUCCUGGAGCAGUGAUUGUGAAUACGAAAUACAAAUUACCACUUCGACAGACAACUUCCGCUGCAUCGUGUUCUCGCUCUUCAGUAUUGUCGCAGCCAUCCGGUACAAAAUUGCCUAGUCUCUUAGCUAGGGUAUUACUAAAAAAGGAGCUGAAGGAAGUGUUGAAAAGAAGGCGAGAAUCUCUAGAAGCCUGUGAAAUAGAAGCCAAUCAGAGACAGUAUGUCGUUCAUCGCAUGCUUAUUACGGGCCUCCUACCUGAAUAUCGCCCCGCUGACAUCGAUAAUAUCCCAAACGUUAUACCAUGCUUAUUACCUCUAGAAUUGAUAAGUGGUGCUCGUGUGGUACCGAGUGAAGUACCAACUACAACAACCUCAGUAACAACCAGUUUAGUGCCUAAAUGUGAUACCAUGCAAUCUGGUUCGUUAUCAGUUGAAAGUAGUACGCAUGAAAUAGGCAUUUCUACUGAUGACCUCUAUUCAGAAUCACAUUUAAAAUCAGUUGGCGUUCAGUCGGAAAAUUUGCCUGCUACUACUGUUACAAACACUGCCCAACCUAGCUCAGUGUAUCAUUAUGUAUCUGUUGCUUCUCUUAGACAGCAAGUUGAACGUGAUCAUCUCGGUGAAUUUAUUUCCAAUACCGAUUCAGCAUCAGCAAAAGAACCAAAGUUUCGCUCGACAGAAACCCAAACAAAUGGCGCCGUAAGUUAUGAUAGUUAUAGUACUCUUUCUACUCCCCAUCGUCAUCUUGGCUCUACGAAUAAUCAGUUUUCGGCUUCAGAACCAAAUUUAUUGGAAUCGACAGCAAAGUAUUUUGCCGAGUAUGACAGACAGCUUAGAGAGCAUGGCAGACGGUUAAAAAACCGAUUUGCUUUUAGUGAUGAUGAUUCAGUGAAUCGCGAAGCAAGAACUCAGAAAGUUAUGGAUGAACUGGCCCAACGAAAAGAGAAAAUUUCAUCGAUGAUUAACUUAUACUCGCCUUCUACUUUCCCUACUAUCCAUCCUUCUUCCGAUUAUUCUUCCACUGUUCCACAUUAUGGAUCUUUACCAAGAAUUGAUUUUCCUACUACACAUUCACCUAGAUCAAUCAUGCGAGACUAUGCAAAUGUGAGUCGGAGUCGAACUCCGUUUGGUUAUGGAUCCUUGCCUCGGAACUAUGAACGUUAUAUUAGUCGGAAUUAUGAAGAUAUUCAAAGGGAUUAUUUGCACUCACCACCAAUGCCGACACGACCUUAUGAUGCUCAUACAAGUUCCUGGAAUGAGCUGAAUUCCACAAUAGAAGAAGAUUUCAUGCAAGAUCCUAGAAUGAGACCAUAUACUGCUUCCUCUGCAAAUCGUUCUGGUUCACGUUUUAUGUAUAAUCCUCCUUCAGGAUCAAGAGGAUCAACUCGCCCAGCAGCAAAAGUUGCAUAUGAUGAUUUGUACACACCACACUAUUUGCGUAAUUCACGUGUCUAUAGCCUUGAUGGUCCUCAGAGUUUACCUAACACAGAUUUUGUGUCUCAGUAUGCUAAUUAUUUGAGCAAUCAAUUUAUUACGGAUCAGCAGAAACUAGUGAGUAAUUAUCCGAAGGAAGAACAGACAUAUUUUAACCAAGUCAAAAAGCAACCUUAUGUUUAUAAUUCUGUUUUGAAUAAUCAAACAUUAUCUGCAGUAAAUUAUCAGAGCAUGUCACCCUCUGGAAAUUCUUUAAACCCUCCCAGUAUUCAUCCACAUACAGCAGUUCACUAUCCUAAUAUUCCUAAUGUUCGCUCCAAUGUACUUUCCUAUGUGGGGGGUGAGAAUUGGCCCUGGUAUCAUCACUUUCCUUAUCCGAAUAAUGGUCACGUACUAAUUGAUAGGACGUUACCAUAUGCAAGGAAAAUGGAUGCAUUCCCAGAAUCUGCAUCUGCAGUUGGGCAAGUUUACAGUCGGAAUGAUGCAAACUAUGGCUCUAGACCGUUGCAUUAUGCUUCUGAAUAUGGUAAUUAUUAUCGGAACAGGGCAGAUCAACGACUGUGGGAUUCUUCUAAUAGAUAUGUAAAAGGUCGUCAUCCUUAUGUUUCAUAUGCAGGUCAGUAUCACCCAAAUAACCGUUUCGUAAAUGUUAGUGAACAACAAGUUGCUUCUUCAAGUCAGCCAUCAGUACUAGUAGAUAAUUAUUCACGAAUUCGUCAUCGACCUGGUUACACAACCAGAGCUUGGUCAAGUGGAAACAUUCCAACCAGCAGUUACGAUGCUAUUUAUCCCAGACAAGAUUCUUCGAAUCGCUUAUAUGGGCUGAAUAAUCAACGUUCUUUUCAUCCACAUUAUUAUGGUAAUGAAGCCAUUUAA
Messenger RNA from Thelazia callipaeda (thelaziosis nematode), 2556 nucleotides. The record is from the annotation of a GenBank genome assembly. Lineage: Eukaryota; Metazoa; Nematoda; Chromadorea; Rhabditida; Thelaziidae.